AUGGGGACCCAGCAGGUGCUGGCCCAGCACAAGCAGAUCGAGCAGAUGCGCAAGAAGCACAAACGCGAGGUGGCGGAGCUGCGGCGGCUGCUGGAGCUGCGUGCUGCGCCGCCGGCGCACGGCCAGCCCGGGCUCGACCCCGACACCGAGCUCGAGUACCUCAGGAACAUCCUCUUCGAGUACAUGAUGGGCAAGGAGCCGCUGACGCUGGCCAAGGUGAUCGCGGCGGUGCUGAAGUUCAGCUCGGACCAGACGGAGAAGGUGCUGGAGAGGGAAGAACACCGCCAGUCGGCGCCAGUGGCAACGUUCCCGAGCCGCGUCACGUGCUCCAUCUUAGGACCAGCCUCCGGCUCGAGUUCCCAGGCCGGCAUUCCGACCUCGCCUGCGCGGCUUACAGCGUUGACAGCCAUCGGCGCCACGCAGCGCGAGACGGAGGAGCGCGCGCAGCGGCGCGCCGCUGAGCUGCGUGAACAGUGCGCCCUGGAGCAGCAGGCCAAGGCGCACCUGGAGGAGGCGCUGCGCACCGACCUCGAGGAGCGCGACGAGCUGGUCAAGCUGCUCAAUAUGAGGUAG
Molecule: messenger RNA, 573 nt
Organism: Pollicipes pollicipes
Lineage: Eukaryota; Metazoa; Arthropoda; Thecostraca; Pollicipedomorpha; Pollicipedidae
Exons: 6
Coding region: 1-573 (190 amino acids)
Biological process (GO): Golgi vesicle transport
Cellular component (GO): Golgi apparatus
Molecular function (GO): small GTPase binding
Source: RefSeq, a predicted model, not a curated record